Zymoseptoria tritici IPO323 is the source of this 2478-nucleotide messenger RNA. RefSeq lists its product as uncharacterized. Bases 1 to 2478 code for a protein of 825 amino acids. NCBI's taxonomy places the organism in Eukaryota, Fungi, Ascomycota, Dothideomycetes, Mycosphaerellales, Mycosphaerellaceae. Gene Ontology annotation, biological process: nucleobase-containing compound metabolic process; establishment of sister chromatid cohesion. Gene Ontology annotation, molecular function: DNA helicase activity; DNA binding; ATP binding. The record is from RefSeq and is a predicted model, not a curated record. Gene Ontology annotation, cellular component: nucleus. The transcript has a single exon.
AUGGCGCGAAAGGAUUUCCACCAUCCAUUCACGCCCUAUGACAUCCAGCAGCAAUUCAUGGAAGCAGUCUACAAGUGCAUCGAAGAAAGCAAAGUCGGCAUCUUCGAAUCUCCCACUGGAACUGGCAAAUCGCUCAGUCUGAUAUGCGGAGCUCUGACUUGGUUGCGAGAGAACAAGCGGAAGACGUACGGCGAAGCGAUUGCGACCGUCGACAUUGAUGAUGAGGAGCCGGAGUGGAUGAGACGACAUGCCGUCGAUGCUCGAGUAGCUGAGAUAAGACGUAUGCGAGAUGACUUUGAGGCAAGGCUAGAGAGGGUGCGGCAGCGCGAGAGGAAAAUCAAGGAGCGCGCAAAUGGAGGUACUGAGCCCGCUUUCAAACGGCGAAAGCAGGAUCAUGAGAAACAAGACGACUCAGACGAGGCCCAAUUCGUGCUUGACGAUUAUGACAGUGAUGACGAAAGAAAGUCUUCUGAUCAGACGGAAUUCUCGUCUGCAACCACGACUCUCAUGACGAAGCUGGGCCUGCUCAACCGCAAAGACGAUGGAGGUAUUGCAGAUGAGGAGCCGGAUGAGAUGAAAAUCUUCUUCUGCUCGAGAACGCAUUCUCAACUCUCGCAAUUUGUAGGCGAGCUGAAGCGUGUCGGGCUUCCACCUGGCUUUCCGCCCGCAGAUCUCAAAAAUUCCGGCACGGUUGAGCCAACGGAAGAGCUCAAACAUCUGACUCUGGGCUCUCGCAAGAACCUUUGCAUCAACGAGAAAGUGAACAAGCUCACCAGCCAGACCGCCAUCAACGAGAAGUGUAUCGAGUUGCAACAGUCAACCACUCCAACAGACAAGAAGUGCGGCUUCCUUCCCAACAAGGACAGCGAAGAUGUCGUCCUGGAGUUCCGAGACCAUGCUUUGGCCAAAAUUCGAGACAUUGAGGAUCUUGCGACCCUCGGGAGCAAGUUGCAGAUCUGCCCAUACUACGCCUCCAGACCUGGCAUUGGGCACGCGGAGAUGGUCACCUUGCCUUAUCCGCUGCUACUUCAGAAGGCUGCAAGAGAAGCCCUCGGUAUCAACCUCAAAGGCCAUGUAGUCAUAAUUGACGAAGCUCACAACUUGAUGAGUGCUGUGGAAGGCAUCUAUUCUGUGCAGAUUUCGGAUGCGCAGCUCAACCGAGCGAGAGACUCGUUGAUGGUGUACCUCCAGAAAUUCCGCAAUCGGCUGAAAGGGAGCAACAGGUCGUAUGUGACGCAAGUAGUCAGAGUCAUCGACUCACUGCUUCAAUUCACCAGAUCGGUUCAGGACGAGAAGACUCCUGGUAGCGUCGUGGCCGCGAGUGCGCUGUUAGCCGGCAAAUCCGUCGACCAGAUCAACCUUUCGAAACUGAUACGGUACAUCAAUGAGAGCAAGCUCGCACGCAAAGUCGAAGGGUACUCCGUCUACAAAUCACAGUUCGAAGCUGGCGACUGCAGCACACCCCAGCAGGUCGAAAAGGCAGACGUGCCGACACUCACACAUGUGCAGAACUUCCUCCUGGCAUUAAUGAAUCCAUCUCGAGAAGGUCGCUUCCUCUGGUCGAAAGAAGACAAGAACAUUACCAUCCGUUACCUGCUGCUCGAUCCGUCCGAGCAUUUUCGAGAGGUCGUUGAAAGCGCACGAGCGGUCAUUCUUGCUGGCGGCACCAUGUCGCCGAUGGAAGAGUACAAGCAACAGCUCUUCCCAUACCUGGACUCCAUUACCACUUUCUCUUGUGGGCACUUGAUUCCGCCGAGCAGUCUCUACGUCCGCGCUAUCACCUCUGAUAUUGAUGGUCGCGUCGACUUCACCUUCAAGUCCAGGACUGAUGCCACCGCUCUCCGUCUCGGCCGAGCUUUAGCAGAAAUCGCAAAAAAGGUCAAGGGCGGCAUGAUCGUCUUCUUUCCCAGCUACAGCUACCUCGAAUCUACUCUCGCAUUCUGGAAAACCCAACCAAUAUUCUCCCAAUUCGAAGCCAUCAAACCCGUCUUCUGCGACGAACGUUCCGGCGCCGCAGAAACUACCUUCAGAACCUACAGCGAAGCCAUCGCUGGAUCUUCCACUCGCGGCGCGAUUCUUCUUUCCGUCAUUGGCGGUAAGCUCUCCGAAGGAAUCAACUUCGCCGACGAUCUCGGUCGGUGCGUUGUCGUCGUUGGACUACCCUAUCCGAACCUGGAAACUCCAGAGUGGAAGUCCAAGAUGCAGUAUCUUGAAGAACAGGCUGGUACAAGAGGGGAGGCAAAGAGAACAGCGAGUCGAGAAUACGCGGAGAAUGUGUGUAUGAGGAGUGUCAAUCAGGCCAUUGGCAGGGUUAUACGGCAUAAGGAUGAUUGGGCGAGCAUUCUGCUUUUUGAUGCGAGGUAUGCGGAUGACAGGAUUCGGAGCAAGUUGCCGGGCUGGAUCAGGAGUAGUGUGGAUGAAAAGACUGAUGGGAGGGUCGAGGGCGUUGUCGCUGGAUUGGAGGCCUUCUUCACGUAG